Messenger RNA from Anguilla anguilla (European eel), 4665 nucleotides. It is a transcript of the gene sh2b3, whose product is annotated as SH2B adaptor protein 3. Bases 525 to 2468 code for a protein of 647 amino acids. Gene Ontology annotation, biological process: intracellular signal transduction. The transcript is spliced from 8 exons. NCBI's taxonomy places the organism in Eukaryota, Metazoa, Chordata, Actinopteri, Anguilliformes, Anguillidae. Gene Ontology annotation, cellular component: plasma membrane. The record is from RefSeq and is a predicted model, not a curated record. Gene Ontology annotation, molecular function: transmembrane receptor protein tyrosine kinase adaptor activity.
GUCUUUGCCCUCGCUAUGCUGAUAACGGACAGCGAGGCGACUUGUGUGUUUUCUCAAGUUACUUGCAUUCGGUCGGAGUGCUGAAAGCAUGCUAGUGCCGAAACGAAAGCUUUAUGUGUCGGAAUACAUCGCGUUUUGUUGUUGCGACUGUAUGGCAACAAGCAUGGCUUGCAAUUAUUUAAUAACGCAUUUAUUAUUUGCCAACGCUGCUUGUACAUUGUGUAGCUGGCGCAUUUCUACAGCAAUACUAGAGCUGUUUAAAGGGUCAUUAGCACACUUGAAACAGAAUCAAUGAGGCACGAAUUACUUGGUGUGGAUCGCGUAAUAUUUCGAAGGAUGGAAAGUUAGCAGCUAUUAAAACAACUGUUGUCUAGGAAACGUGUAACUUUAUUUUCCCGUAGAUUUGUGUGUAGGAUAGCUUAUUCUAAUGUCCCCCACAUUCACCAAUGUGGGUCAGACGAGGACUUCUGCAAGUUGGUCAUGCCAUCGAACCUUUGUGAUCCUCAGCUGUGCUGAUAACUGCGAUGAAUGGAAACACUACCCAAUCAGGGACGAGCAGGCCUUCCACAUCACAGCCCCAGGGCUGGCGGGACUUCUGCGAGCUGCACGCGGCAGCCGUGGCUCGGGAGCUGGCCAAGCACUACCGCCUCUUCGCCAGAGAGCGCCCCCUGCAGGAUGUGCUCCCGCCCGACAGCUUCUCCAAGCAGUUCAGCGACCUGUUCCAGAGGCACUUCAGCCGGGAGGUGUCCCGAAAUGCGCCCCCUCCCCCUCCGCCGCCCCCCCUGCCCCCAUCGGCUGUGAGCGGCCGACUGUGGACCACCUUGCUGGACUACCGGGAGGCCGGCCGGCCGGGCCCCCCCGCUCUGGCCUCCAAGGCGGGGCCACUGGCCCCCGGGUCGCCCCCGCCUCCGCAGCGGGAACUGGAGCUUCCGCUACGGCAGGCUGCCCCCGCUGACACUACCCGCCCCGCCUCCCCUCCCUGCCGCCGCAGCCAGGAGGAGGUGUCGGCGCGCCCCCCCGUCACGCCCCAACGGUACAGCCCGCCCCCGCUCGUCACCGCCACACCCGACGCUGACAUCACGCACCUGUCCGUCAGCCAGAUCCAGCAGAGCGUGUAUCGGCUGGUGAAGAAGAAGCAGCCGAAGGAGGCUCCGCCCUCCCCCCGCGAGGACACGCCCCUCGUCACCCCGCCCGCCACCCCGCCCCCGGCCUCCUCCUCCCCCCCCUCCUCCUCCUCCUCCUCGCUCCUGGGCAGGUUUGCCAGCAUGUUCCGCGGGAGGAGGAGGGCGGAGCCGCGGGGCAGUUUUAAGGAGGGCCAGCUCAGGUACAUGGUGGUGGACGACACGAUCUCCGACGUCCCGCCGCGGUGGCAGCGCUGCCGGCUGCUGGUCCGCCGCGGCUCCAACGGCUUCCGGCUGGAGCUCUUCGACCCGCCCAAGAGCUCCAGUUCCAAGCUGAUGGCGAAGUGCUCCGAUGUGUCGGAGGUGCGUCGCUGUAACCGCCUGGAGAUGCCGGACAACGUGAACACGUUUGUUUUAAAGGUUAAGCACUAUCCAGGCAGUUUCAUCUUUGAGGCGGACAACGACCAGCAGGUCAGCUCCUGGACGACAGAAAUUAAAGAAUGUAUCAACAACGGGUCGGGCAGUGCAGAUGUGGCAUUGCCCACCAUGCCCCUGGGCGACACUGUGGCCAGCACCAGGAGAGGAAGCUCAGAGUCGGCCGGUCGAGGGUCCCCGCCCUUCGCGCGGUCGGAGCAGAUGUGCCGUAAGGGGGAUCACUUCCUGUGGGCGUACCCCUGGUUCCACGGGCCCAUCUCGCGGGUGAAGGCGGCGCACCUGGUGCAGACCUCGGGCGCCGACGGGCACGGCGUGUUCCUGGUGCGGCAGAGCGAGACGCGCCGCGGCGACUACGUCCUCACCUUCAACUUCCAGGGCAAGGCCAAGCACCUGCGGUUGUCCCUGACGGAGUGGGGGCAGUGUCGGGUGCAGCACCUGAGCUUCGCCUCCGUCUCCGAAAUGCUGAGCCGAUUCUGCCUGUCCCCCAUCCCGCUGGAGUGUGGCGCCGCCUGCGACGUCCGGCUGUCCAGCUUUGUGGUGGCCGGCCCCGCCCCGUCAGGUCAGUGUGUGACUGGCUCGGCAGUUCUGGUUCCCUUCUCUCUGCACCGCUGGAGUUCGGAGCCCAGCCUGACCCACUUCAGCUCCUCUAGCUGCCCCCGCCUGGGAUCCCCGGAGAGCCUGACCCCCAGGACCCUCCCCACACCAGGGCAGCUUUUCCAGAGAAGCUCCCCCCCGACCCCAGAGCGCCCCCACCUGGACACUCUGCGCCGGAGCGAGUCAGACCGCAGGCCUUUACAGAGACACGCCCAACCCCACCCUUCUCCACUCCCCCAGCGUGACUCGGACUAUGAGCUGGAGCCGCCCAACAGGGGGCGCAAGAGAGCCAUCGACAACCAGUACACGUUCCUCUGAUCCUCAGGAGCGGAAGUACCAGGCCUUACUGACCAAAGAGCUGGAAGAAAGCAGGAAGUGGGCCAGAAGGAAGCAGGAAGUGGGCGCUGGGAGGAAGUAGGAAGAGUUCUUUUUCCAUAGCAUAGCAGUUACAUAUCUGCGUUAUUGGUUUCAUAAUGCAUUAUCAUCUGAUUUUCCCGCCUGUUUUUCCCUACACAUGAAAUGGACAGUGAACAUCUACUGUUACAGCUUCCUUGAGAAAUGGCUUCCCUAGUUUCAGAAGUUUUUAGAAUACCAGUUUUUUAACGGCUACUGGUGGCGUUUUGGGCAAAUUGUUAACAUUACCUUUUGAUACUGACAUACCCAGUAGUGUUUGAUUAAUUAUAUUAAAAACAUUAUACACAUUUAAUAAAUAAUGUUUAUAUUAAUAUAUGUUAAUAUCUUUAUUAUAUUAUUUUGUCACUUUGCCCAAAAUGACUGCAACGGCUUUCAGAGAAAAUGGUUGGAUAAUUAAUGCCAUUAAUGUUUUAUGAGGAAACCCUGGAUGCAUUAAUGCAUUAACACAAGAGUUCAUUUAAGCUACUAGUGUUUGGGGUUAUGUUUUGUUUUUUUAAAUCAAGUUCUGUAGUGUUUUGUUCAGAUUUGUGCCCCCCCCCCCCCCCCUACCCUGACCCCCCCAAUCCGUUUUUAUUUCUGUUGUCACUGUGCUGGUAACUCCGCACCUGCACACCCUCUCUCUGUUGCCACUUUAACACUAACUGUCCUUCAACCCCAAAUACCGGAGGCCUAACGUAGGGUUCUCUUCAGAACGCUUUUCUUAUCGUGGCAGGUUUCCUGUUUUUAAGAAAUGCACACGAGCGUGUUUGUUUCCCUCCUGCCCUGAAGUACCACGAGGCUUUUCUGCCAAGACAGCGAAAGAAAUAAAAAUGGUUUUCUUACUCAACAUAUUUCACGUGGCUACCAGAAAAAGAAAAAAAAUUCCCCUUGCUUAAUAUAAAAUGAUUACAUCAGUUUAAAAAAACAAAAAGACAAUGGCAGCGUACCGUUUUGUAAAAUAAAGGGAUGAAAACUAUUAAAAUGGUGAACGUGGCUAUGAAGAGGCGAACGCUCUCCAUUGGCAUCCGCUCGCUGAUUGCACUGUCAGGCAUCACAGUGAACUUUCCCUCCGAAAACGGGGAGGAGGGAGUCCUGGCUCUUCAUUUGGGCCGGAGGGAAGCCCCUCUCUCGCCCCUCUCUCUCACCCCUCUCUCUCGCCCCUCUCUCGCCCCUCUCUCACCCCUCUCUCUCGCCCCUCUCUCGCCCCUCUCUCACCCCUCUCUCUCUCCCCUCUCUCGCCCCUCUCUCACCCCGCUCUCUCGCCCCUCUCUCGCCCCGGGCCCUCAGGGUUAUGUUCCAGCGUUUUGUGCAACGCCUGCAAAAAUUCCCAAAAGUUGUCAAACGGCCUCGUCAGAAACAGACGCGCUAUAAUUCGGCAAAUUUCCCCCCCCCCCGUGCUUUGGUGACUGGACGGGCGGCACAUUUUCACACGUUGCAAACUGUAUGUGUGCCUGACUACCUCGUGUGCAGCGUUCCCGCUUCUGCUUGGGAGGACGGCGGCGGCGACAGUCGGACAGGGAAACGAAAAGCAGACCUACGGUCUCUCCCACUGCCAGUCGCAAUAGCGGAUAGGAUGGGGGUGUUAAAAUCCAAAAUGGUGAAAACGUGUGUUCCUGUGCACACAUCUUCAUUUAAAAAAAAAAAAAUUAUAUAUAUAUAUAUUGAAACGCCAAGUGUCCUCCCCAAUUGCAACCAAAAAUGACUUUCAUACAUAGUUCUGAUUAUUCCUAUACACACCGUGAAAUAAGUUUAUAACCAUACACUUAAUGUUGAGGUAUUAAUUUCUCCAUGAGAAUCUGUGCAUGUCAACUUUUUACGCUUUGUGUGUUCGUCAACGUGAGCCUGGGUUUUUAAGAAAAAAAAUAGCAACAGCAGACCUGUCACUUUGCAAUUUUACUCAGGGCAGAAACUAGACAAUCAUUUCGCUGAACAGACACACCCGCUGCCUUUCUUCUCCCACGUCACUCAAAUCAGCACAAUGAAUGUAGGCCUUAUUGUACUUUCUAUUUGCAUUAAUAGCACUGUAAAUCUUUCCAAGUCUCCUCCCUGCAAAUUUAACCACCUCCCUGCCAAACUGCUUGUCCCGUUUGUACAAAAAAUGUUAAAUAAAAAAAAAAAACCC